AUGUGCCGGUUUCUGAUCUACAAGGGACAAAAUGAGAUCCGUCUCAGCAAGCUCGUCACAGAGCCGAGUCAUUCUAUCCUCACUCAGUCCUACGACUCUAGAUUAAGAUUGGAUAAUCGGCGCCCCGUGAAUGGCGAUGGCUUCGGGGUGGGCUUCUACACAGACCCCAAACUCGGCCCUGAGCCGUGCAUCUUUACGUCAACACUACCAGCAUGGAACUGCGAGAACCUCGAGCGUCUCGCGUCCAAGACAUGCUCGAAUUUAAUCUUUGCUCACGUUCGCGCCACCACCGAGGGAGCUCUUGCCGACAACAACUGCCACCCGUUUCAGCACAACACCCUCAUGUGGAUGCAUAACGGCGGUAUCGGCGGGUGGAACUACGUCAAGCGCACCCUGGCCACUUCCCUCAGCGACAGGUGGUACUUGGGCGUCAAGGGCGGCACCGACAGUGAGUGGGCCUUUGCACUGUUCCUCGACCUGCUUGAAAAGGAAGGUGCAGAUCCAAGCUCAGAUCCCGGGCCCGAGGGCUUCGGACAAGCGCUUCUGCGCCGAGUUAUGAUGAAGACCAUUGCCAAAAUCAAUGAGCUUGUGCGCGAGAUUCCAGCGAAGCACAAUGUCGCAGUUGAGACACGGAGUCUGCUCAAUUUCGCGGUCACCGAUGGGCACACUGUCGUCUGCACGAGGUAUAUCAGCAGCAAGACGGAUGACCCUGCCAGUUUGUACUUCUCGUCUGGGACGAAGUGGAAGGAGGGAAAGACGAAAGGGCACUUCAAGAUGGAGCGCCAUGAUAAGGGCGCUGAUAUUGUGCUUGUGGCUAGUGAGCCGAUCACUUUUGAACGGCGUGAGAUCUCCUUCACUGCAUCUCACCCCUCUCCCAUUGCAAAUACUGACAGUCACGAAACAGACAAUUGGGUCUCGGUACCGGCCAACUCCGUGGUUACUAUUCACAAGCAGACUGUGCUGCUCCACCCGAUAUUGGAUGAAUUCUACGGCGAAGACCUCAACCAUGAUCGCUCGUCUUGCUACGCCGUCUCCAAGGGCCUGGUGAGCACUGCACCUGGCAGCACCCUCCCACCGCAGAAGUCAACCGAGGCGUGCGGAUCCUCGGCAACUAAUGGGCCUGGCCUGAAAGAACCUCGACUCGGCCAUGUCGCACAAUGUGCAGUAACGCAUUAA
Molecule: messenger RNA, 1176 nt
Organism: Penicillium canariense
Lineage: Eukaryota; Fungi; Ascomycota; Eurotiomycetes; Eurotiales; Aspergillaceae
Product: glutamine amidotransferase subunit DUG3
Exons: 3
Coding region: 1-1176 (391 amino acids)
Source: RefSeq, a predicted model, not a curated record